GAUGAUUGAUAGGUGUGAAAUCGAUAAAAGGGAAACGGGCACACACAAUACUUAUCCAUCAUAGUGCAUUAACGCCUGACCCCGUUAUACGAUACCUCGGGAAUGCGCAAAUCCUUUACGUUCGUGACGGCCGAUUACUUGUGUUGUGCCUCUGUGUGGAAGGGAACGAACAGCCAAUUCACGGACAGGAGGGAAUAAGGAUACUGAGGGGGAGAACGAACGAAGCACACGGACGACACAGACGAUACUCCACAUUUCGCUACGAUUAUAGGACCUUGCCGGUUGGGAUAUAAGAAGGGUAUUUUCAUUGUUCGGGCCGCCUGGGGAAAUGCUGCGAGACGGAUUGGGUGUCGCUAAGAGUAGAUUCGGAUAACGCAUUUCGUGUGAAUUUGCGAUUGGAACUUUAUCGCGCGGACACUAUAGGAAGGGACUGGAAAGCAAGGACGAGAAAUUUACGAUCGCGGGUUGGCGGCUACGACUUUUCACGGCUCAGUGGGCGCGUAAUCUUUUAUCAUCUAACGAACUGUUGGUUGUUGCGGGCGACAUAGGGAGAGUCCAAAAAACGGAAGCACCUACACAGAAAUCCAGCGCGUCGCAUGUACAUAUAACGAAACCGCCGGUGGAUAGAAGCAAUCCGAAACCCGUCACAUAUCUCCGCGUGUUUCACUCGCCCUCUCACACUGAGCGAGCCAGCGUCACUCAAACUCGCGACAACUACGACAGCAACCGAGGGAAAACUUGUCUGCGCUGAUCAGCUGGACAUGACAGCCACUUUCACAACUACUGCAGCCACAAUCAGAACACGAAGCACGACAAAUCAUAUCAUAGAUUUUGGAGAUAGCAGGCCAAGCAGGUACGACCAGGGGACGACGCGUAGUCGCGCUCCGCUGACGACUAUCGAUCCGGUGAUGUCGCAGGCGCGCGGGCGGCUGCCAAAUGGGAAUGGAACGAAGAGGAGCGUGAAAGGAGGGCCUGAGAAGGGUGCGAAUGGAUGGGGCGGGAAGAGAAAGGCUGCUGAAUAUGACGAGGAUGUUGAAGGGUUCCAGUUCACUCGCGCAACUGCCACGAAGAAAUCGAAGCCCGCUGCAAUCGAUGAGAACUCAGUCCCACAACCGCUAAGGGAUGAUGAUACACAACAACAAGAACAAGUUGUCCGGAAGCAGAAGGGGAGAGGGAGACCUCCCAAAUCCACAGACGCAUCGCGCCAUGUAACAUUUGAGACUCCGAAUGGAAAGCUCCCCACUCGGCCACUUCGACGAACGUCUAAACGGCUGGCUGAAGAGGAACCAACCGCAAUAGUAACGGAGAAGUCAUCAAAAUCCAGGCAGAAAUCGCAUGAUGUCGAACCAGCAGCGAUCACAAUUACAAAAAAGCGGGGGUCAAGUAAGACCAAAGAUCCACAAAUGGCGCCUCCAACGGAGGAGACGGAAGGGCAAGGUACUACGCCAUUGGCAGAUACGAACACGCAGAAGAUUGCACUUCCCUUGGCGGAUACGCCUGUCAUUCGCAAAAAUAAGGAAAUGCGGAUGGAGAAGAGCCAAAAGGGCCAGAGGCGGAGUAGUCUUGGGAGAAGAGGGAGGAGGGCGAGUUUGUUGAUUGAAUCCGGGGUGUCGAAUGCGUUACCGCAUGACCAAGUCGAUACGGCGCACUUCUACAAACACAUCGAGUGUGAGGGGUUGUCGGAGCCGAAGAGAAUGCGACAGUUACUAACGUGGUGCGCGACUCGGGCGUUGGGGGAAAAGCCGACCGGGUCCAGGUCCGGGGAUGAAAGCGCGAGAUUAGCUGCGCGGGUAAUACAAGAGGAACUGCUCGAAGAUUUUGCGAAUCGUCCAGAGCUUUCGGACUGGUUUAGCCGGCAAGAAUCGGAACCCGCGGCUGUUGUGGUAAAGAAACCGAACCCGAGAAAUAUACAGAACGCGGGGAGGAUUAAAGAAUUGGAGGCACAGAUACACAAACUUCAACUAGAACGACAAUCACUCACAUCCCUACUCCGUCCCCCGUCCAUUCCAAGAAUAAGACCUCCAUCUUCGACAUCCGCACAAUCCUCCGAUACCCAACAACCAUCCACAUCCACUCCACAACUAAAUGCGAUAAACCCCGACCUCCUCGACCCUUCACAACUAGCUAUCCUGACUUCUCUAAACCCAUCAAACAUUACUUCCACCUCUACCGAUAAAUCUACACCAACCCAACAAGCAGACCCAUCCUAUACUUCCAUAUCUAACAUAACGUCCCGCCUCUCCCGCCUAACAACUUCUUUAAUACCAACACUCGACUCCUUCGCCUCAGGAAUCCACGACGUAGAACUCUUCCGCCGCGCAGCGGAUGACGUGGCGGGGCAGGUUCUUGCGAUCUGUGCGCGUCGAUUGGAAGAGCGCGAUCGGUUACGGCCAAGAGGAGUUGGCGGGGAGGAGCUGGGAGUUAGCAGUAAUGGUCGUACGAUGAGAACGAGAAGGAGAAAGGGGAAGCAGAAAGUUGGAGAGUCGGGGGCGUACGAGGAGGAGGGAGAGGGCGAAGAGGGAGGUGCAGAUUCAGAUGGUGAUGGAGCGGAUGAUUUCAGAAUAGAGAAGGAAGACUUGGCGAUUGUGUUGGGUGCGUUGAGCCGGUUGGAGAGCAGAUAGUUAGAGUGUUGCCCUUUUUCUUUUCUUUUUUUUACUUCUUUUUCUGUUUUCCCCCGCGGGUUGAUGAUGAUAGCAUAGCGUCCUUGGAACAUGUAAAUUGGCCCAGCUAGACGAGCCCUAUACCUUGCUGUUAACUUCAUUUAUUUUUAGGGUUUUCAAAAAAUCCCGUUAGUUCAUGGCAUUCAAACACGUACGUGCCACUACACUUCUGUUGCAAUUUCUAUACAUUUUGAUAAAGUUCUGAUUGUGAAUUAUUAUCUAUUUGUCUGUUCUGUUGAAUCGGGUUAUACAUACUUAUUUGCUAACCCAGAAAUUUAAGACUACUAAUUGAAGAAGAUGUACAGUACUCCGUAAUGACUAUAGU
Messenger RNA from Blastomyces dermatitidis ER-3, 2985 nucleotides. RefSeq names its product Mis12-Mtw1 domain-containing protein. The coding region runs from base 762 to 2621 and encodes 619 amino acids. The transcript is spliced from 5 exons. The record is from RefSeq and is a predicted model, not a curated record. Lineage: Eukaryota; Fungi; Ascomycota; Eurotiomycetes; Onygenales; Ajellomycetaceae. Gene Ontology annotation, cellular component: MIS12/MIND type complex. Gene Ontology annotation, biological process: mitotic sister chromatid segregation; cell division.